Molecule: messenger RNA, 192 nt
Organism: Penicillium verrucosum
Lineage: Eukaryota; Fungi; Ascomycota; Eurotiomycetes; Eurotiales; Aspergillaceae
Exons: 3
Coding region: 1-192 (63 amino acids)
Source: RefSeq, a predicted model, not a curated record
AUGGAGACCGUCAAAUCCACCCAGGGCACUAGAGCUCAAGCCCCCAUGGACGCCAACAAGGGCGUUGCUAAAGACAGCGACGCCAGCUUGACCAGCCGUGCCUCUGCUGCCAAGGAUGCUGUCGUCGACAAGAAGAACGAGGAAUCUCAUGAUGUCAAGGCCGAUGUCCAGAAGGAAUCUGCUAAGAACUAG